GCGGACAAUAAGUUCGAUCGAUUCCCAAUUUGACACGAUUCAGAGCACCACCACAUCCACACAUAGUACAUACACUGUGUCUCUCUCCCUAACGAUGGCGAUCCGCGCCGGCAAAGUGUGAGGGGCUCUGUGUGAAUUGCUUUGCAGGGGAUGAACUCUGGUUCGGUUCGGGUCUUGUAAUAUAGAUCCAUAGCAUCUUCUGGUAUCCCGGUUCGGUUGGGGUCGACCCUAUUGGACGCCCCAUUAUCGGUCGAAGCCUUGCUUUCUUUCUUCUCCCUGCAGCAGCGCGGCGGAACUGAACUGUGAAGAAUAAAAUUAGGAUUUCAGCGGGGGGAGGAGGAGGUAGCAGUUCAUCAAUGGCUACGCAGUGGGGCAUCAAGUACGCAGUACACAUUGUCUCCUCCCACUUCGGCGAUCUCGCUGCUAAAAUUUGUGAGUGUCUUCUCCGUAGAGGGCCUCUGAGUCAGCAGAACAUCGCUCGGUUCUUGGAGACCCCUCCCUCACAAGUUAAGACCUGCUUGUUACUUCUGAUACAGCAGAACUUGGUUCAGGCUUUCACUGCCAAGGAUCCAGGUGGUCAUGGAGAUGCAGUGAAACAAACAACUGAGUAUAUAGCGUUGUUUGAUAACAUUAUCCACCGUACAAGAUUCCCAAAGUUCAUCAUUGUCGUGUCCCAGGAACUAGAGAAAGGGUGUGUGGAGUUGUUUGAAGGCUUGCUGCAGCAUGGUCGGCUAACGUUGGAGAAGUUGAUUGACAGGGCCAAAUCUGGCAAGCAUAUUCAAGAAAAUUCUAAUAUCGAGAAUGCUGUACGAGAAAACCUUUCCAAACUUGUGCAUGCCCAUUUCGUUGAACGCUGUCCGGCCAUUGAACCAGUUCUUGCUCCCCCGAGUGAGGACGAACUAGCUGCAAAGAAGCGAGCGUCAAGAUCUUUGAAGAUAGCCGCUGGACCAGACAUUGUGCAACGUGUUCUAGAAGCAGCAGCUCCGAUGGAGUCUAAGAGAUUUUUGUUCAUGAGCGAUGAGAACUGCAUAGAUUCGGAGAAGGCUGAGGCUUCUUUUGUAGAUGUUGGUGAAAAGCGAAAGCACAGUCUUCUGGCAUCGGACAGUGAUCUUGGAAUCAAAGAAGAGGUCCUUUGGCGUGCCAAUUAUGAGGAGUUCCUUCGCCGUUUUAGGCACAAGGCUUGUGUUGAGAAUGUGAGAGAAAGGCUGGAUGAUGGAGCUGCCAUUGCCUUAAGCUCAAUGUUGGAGGCGGGUAGGAGACUGGAGAGCAAAUUGAAAACCGAAACUUCUGUUUCAGUGUCAAUAAAUGCUAUUUAUGAAGAGGCGAUGAAAGCAGAAGUAGGUCGCUCCAUGACUUUGGAUGAUCUUAGAGAUUAUCUAACUCUUUUGGAAUGCCAGAAAGGAGCAGAUGAAUCGUAUUCUAUUGAUUUGAAGAGUAUUCUUGAACUUGCUCAAAAUGAAGAGGUCGAAUCAAUUGUGUUGAAAAAGUAUGGUAAGGAUUCUUACAGAAUAUUCAGGUUGCUAUCAAAAGAAGGUCACCUUGUUGAGACCGACAAGAUUUCAGACACUGCAUUUGUCGAUAAGAAGGAAGCGCCGAAGAUUCUAUACAAGCUCUGGAAGGAUGAAUAUGUUUACAUGCAGAAAGUAACUGUAAUGGGAAACAGGCAAUCGCAGUUUGUGCUGUGGAAAGUGAAUAAGGCCACACUCUGGAAAAACGUAGAGAACGAUAUGUACCAUGCUGCAUUAAAUUUGAGCCUGAGAGUGGCUCAUGAGAUGGAACAAGGAAAAGAGCUUUUAAGUCUCCCUGUUGAGAAAAGGGUGGGGACUUUAGGGGAAAAGGUGAAUCGGCUACGGAGAAUAAGAUUGGUCCUAGAGGAAUCCCUAAGCAAGCUUGAUGAUGCUAUCAUGCUUUUUCACGUCUUUUAAAUGAAAAAUCCACGUAACCACCAGAAACUGUGAAAUAUUAGCCUCAAUUAUGGGGAUUCAGGCCAUUUUAUGAAUCUCCAAUGCAACCAAAUGAACAGGGGACAGUUCUAAUAGCAACUUCAAGCAAAUGAUGAGACAUGCCAAUAGAGGAAAAAACCCUGAUCUCUUCAUAUAGAUGAACGAAGUUGGAAAUCUUAGACAGAGCUUCAUUUGUUUAUUUAUCUGUGUUGCUAACUAUUAUGGAGCUGAUUACCUAAAGCAAUGUUGGAAGUGCCGGGUUUAGAUUAUGUAUAAGCAGAACCAAUAGGCAUUGGGGGGAGCCGAUAUCAGCAAUAUUGUAGACAGGGAUAAUGGCAGCUAAGGCUAAUAGUAGACAUGAAUCAGUUAGCAUUUUUGUUUGAUAUACUUCUUGUUA
Punica granatum (pomegranate) is the source of this 2340-nucleotide messenger RNA. Lineage: Eukaryota; Viridiplantae; Streptophyta; Magnoliopsida; Myrtales; Lythraceae. The record is from RefSeq and is a predicted model, not a curated record.